CAAGCUUUUGGUUAUAUAACAAACUUUCAAGCCCAUAAAAAGCCCAUUAGCAGAUAAAACGAAAGCCCUAAUUUUCCACUACACAAAGUGAUAGUCGGAGAGAGAGAAAAAGAAUCGAAGAAGAGAAAUGAAAUUCACAGAUUCUCCGGUGAUCGAUCUGACGGUGAACGGCACAAAACUCUCAAUCCAACAAGACAAUGGCUCAAUGCACGUCGGAACCUCCGUUUGGCCUUGCUCACUAAUCCUCUCCAAAUUCGCCGAACGAUGGUCAACACUAGACUCAUCAUCAUCAUCAUCAACAACAACAACAUCUCCAAAUCCAUAUGCCGAACUCUUCGAUUUCCGCCGCCGUCGUGGAAUCGAACUAGGAACCGGAUGCGGAGUCGCCGGUAUGGCUUUUCACUUACUAGGUCUAACGGAGAUCGUACUCACAGACAUAGCACCAGUUAUGCCGGCGUUAAAACACAAUCUGAAACGGAACAAAACGGCGUUAGGUAAAUCUCUGAAAACUUCGAUUGUUUAUUGGAACAAUCGAGAUCAGAUCUCGGCGUUGAAACCGCCGUUUGAUUUGGUUAUUGCGGCGGAUGUUGUGUAUAUUGAGGAAUCUGUAGGGCAGUUAGUGACGGCGAUGGAGUUGUUGGUGGCGGAUGAUGGUGCGGUGUUGUUAGGUUAUCAGAUUAGGUCACCGGAAGCUGAUAAAUUGUUUUGGGAGUUAUGCGACGUCGUUUUUAAGAUUGAGAAAGUUCCUCAUGAGCAUCUUCAUCAUGAUUAUGCUUAUGAGGAAACUGAUGUUUAUAUCUUUAGGAAGAAGAUGAAGAAGAGUGAAGCUGAAUCUGAAUCAUGAAGCUAGUUUUUGUUUCUGUAAUGUUUUUUUUACAAUGAAGUGUAAUUUGUUUCUUGAUAUACAUUCCAACGGCUACUAAAAAUGACAUCAAAUU
Molecule: messenger RNA, 938 nt
Organism: Arabidopsis arenosa
Lineage: Eukaryota; Viridiplantae; Streptophyta; Magnoliopsida; Brassicales; Brassicaceae
Source: the annotation of a GenBank genome assembly